AUGUCUCUUAUUACACUUGAACACGCUUUCUCUCAUUUACUCGCUCUUGUAGCUUUACUCUCAGUAUUUCUAAUUGUCCCUUCCUCUUGUUUCAACCCUAGAAAGAUUGUUAAUGCUUCAUACUCCUCAGCUCAGUCAGAUUGGUCACCUGCAGUGGCCACUUGGUAUGGAUCUCCCCAAGGGGAUGGAAGUGAAGGUGGUGCUUGUGGAUAUGGCAGUGCUGUUGGGAUACCACCAUUCUCAUCAAUGAUAUCUGCAGGAGACCCUAAUGUAUUUAACUCUGGCAAAGGCUGUGGUUCUUGUUAUGAGGUGAAGUGUACUGGGAAUACUGCAUGUUCGGGAAAACCUGUGAGGGUAGUCAUUACUGACCAGUGUCCUGAAUGUGGCUCUGAUGGUAAAUAUCAUUUUGAUUUGAGUGGUACUGCUUUUGGGGCCAUGGCGAUUUCCGGUCAAGAUGGAAAACUACGCAAUGCUGGAAAAAUUGACAUUCAACAUAGAAGAGUUAAAUGCAACUAUCCUGGCAUGUCAAUAGCCUUUCACGUGGACUCUGGAUCCAACCAAUAUUACUUUGCUACCUCAAUUGAAUAUGAGAACGGAGAUGGUGACCUUGCAAAGGUCGAACUGAAGGAAGCACUUGACACAACCUCAUGGCACUCCAUGCAGCAAUCAUGGGGUGCUGUUUGGAAACUUGACAAUGGAUCACCACUUCAUGCACCCUUCUCUAUUAGGUUAACAACCCUUCAGUCUCGCAAGACUAUUGUGGCCACCAAUGUUAUUCCUUUGGGCUGGAUGCCAGAUCAGACUUACAGAUCAUUUGUGAAUUUUUAA
Abrus precatorius (Indian licorice) is the source of this 828-nucleotide messenger RNA. RefSeq names its product putative expansin-B2. Lineage: Eukaryota; Viridiplantae; Streptophyta; Magnoliopsida; Fabales; Fabaceae. The record is from RefSeq and is a predicted model, not a curated record. Gene Ontology annotation, biological process: sexual reproduction. Gene Ontology annotation, cellular component: extracellular region. The coding region runs from base 1 to 828 and encodes 275 amino acids. The transcript has 4 exons.